AUGUCCCUCAUCGGCAACGUCAUUGCCAUGGCGACCGCUGGCAACCCGGCCCUCAUCAACUACGAUAUGUUCGUGGCGGCCUUUGCGAUGCUGUCGCUCUUCUACCUCAUCUUGACCGCCUUCAAUGAGUCUUUCACGGGCCACCCCAUAUUCCCCGUCACCAUUGACUUGCUCAAUGUCAUUUUCCUCUUCUGCGCCGCCGUUGCCAUGGCUGCCGAGCUCGGUGUGCACUCCUGCAGCAAUGACGCUUACACGCUAAGGAAUCACCUAACCAACGGCUCCAAUAACAGAGCUGGUCGUUGCCGCGAAGAACAGGCUGCCACCGCAUUCCUCUGGUUCACAUGGGCGCUUUGGACGGUCAGCCUGGUCUUCUCCUUCCUCGACGCACGUGGGGGCGGCGUCAACCUGAGAGGUCCCCUCCGCCGCGGAGGUGGGCGUCCUGCGAUGUCACAGGUGUAA
Cladophialophora carrionii CBS 160.54 is the source of this 459-nucleotide messenger RNA. RefSeq lists its product as uncharacterized. The record is from RefSeq and is a predicted model, not a curated record. The transcript has 2 exons. Gene Ontology annotation, cellular component: eisosome; plasma membrane. Gene Ontology annotation, biological process: protein localization to plasma membrane; eisosome assembly. NCBI's taxonomy places the organism in Eukaryota, Fungi, Ascomycota, Eurotiomycetes, Chaetothyriales, Herpotrichiellaceae. The coding region runs from base 1 to 459 and encodes 152 amino acids.